This is a messenger RNA of Aspergillus melleus, 903 nucleotides long. RefSeq names its product SAM-dependent methyltransferase. Gene Ontology annotation, molecular function: sterol 24-C-methyltransferase activity. NCBI's taxonomy places the organism in Eukaryota, Fungi, Ascomycota, Eurotiomycetes, Eurotiales, Aspergillaceae. Gene Ontology annotation, cellular component: endoplasmic reticulum. The transcript has a single exon. Bases 1 to 903 code for a protein of 300 amino acids. The record is from RefSeq and is a predicted model, not a curated record. Gene Ontology annotation, biological process: ergosterol biosynthetic process.
AUGGCAUCAGACUCCGACCGAGAACCGCUGAUCAACAGUAACCCUCAACUGCAGACCUACUAUCACAACCUCGAAUCCAGAAUUGGCUACCGACUUCUUCUGGGCGGCACGCGCCAUUUUGGCUACUAUGAGAAUGACACCUGGUGGCCAUUUCCUCUGAGCAAGGGUCUCCGCGCGAUGGAAGACAAGCUCGCAGCAGCCUUGGAUCUUUCUCCUGGCUCCCACGUUCUUGACGCAGGGUGUGGCGUCGGCCACGUUGCGAUUCGUCUAGCGACAAAACAUGGAUUCAAGGUUCAAGGAAUCGACGUUGUCGAACAUCAUCUUGUCAAAGCGAGACGAAACGUUGCUCGAGCGGGCCUUACCGAAAACCAGGUUGCGGUGCAAAGAAUGGACUACCACCACCUGGAAAGUCUUGGUGUCGAAACAUUCGACGGGAUCUACACCAUGGAAACAUUCGUGCAUGCGACGGACCCGGAGGCAGUUUUAGCAAAUUUCUUCCGCGCUCUACGCCCUGGAGGUCAUCUCUCCUUGUUCGAGUAUGACCACCAGCUCGUCGAGGAAUCCCCAGAAGCGAUGGCGAAGUCUAUGAAGAAGAUUAACGAAUUCGCCGCCAUGCCGACGAACAGUUUGUCGCACCCGGGGGUUUUUCAGCGGAUGCUGGAAGAUGCCGGGUUCACCAACGUGGUGGUUCGUGAUUAUUCCGACAAUAUCAAGCCGAUGACACGAGUCUUCUAUCUGCUCGCCUACAUCCCCUACAUCCUGGUCACAUUUUUUGGAUUGGAGGCGUACUUCAUCAAUACCAUCGCGGGAGUUCAGUCCUAUCGCGGCCGCAAGCAUUGGCGAUACCUGGGCAUCUCAGCAACGAAGCCAGGAACCCCUACCGAGAUAGCGAAAGAUCGUUAA